Molecule: messenger RNA, 1297 nt
Organism: Erythranthe guttata (spotted monkey flower)
Lineage: Eukaryota; Viridiplantae; Streptophyta; Magnoliopsida; Lamiales; Phrymaceae
Source: RefSeq, a predicted model, not a curated record
AGUCAUUCAGCACAGGGAACUAAUGGCAUCGUUCAUACUCCUCCGCCGCUUGAUUUAUCCUGCAGCCGUCAGAUCUUGUUGUAAUUGGAUUUCCCCAGCUGGUAUUUGCAGCGGCGCUCGACGAAUAUCAUCAUCAUCAUCUGCGGCUGCGCCGCCAUGGCUGAUGAUUGACGGCAGCAAGAAAGAUUCGUACAAGUUCUACAACCUGGCCGACAAACAAGUUGUAAGUGUCGGCAAAAAAAGAGAGGAAGAAGAUGGUGUGCUGGUUGGAUCUUCCCAUGGCUGGCUAGCUUUUUACAAGGAGAACAUGAACCCGGGCCCACCCAUCUUUGACCUGUUUCUCUCUAAUCCCCUCUCUAAUCACGAACAAUCCUUGGUGAAACUUCCACCUGUUGAAACACUUCCUUUAACAGAAGACAAACUGAGACGAGGUUGGGGUACGCCGACGAAGAUCAUCCUUUCGUCCUCUCCCGACAACAACCGAGAAGCCUGUCGCGCGAUCAUGUCUUUCGGACCGGAAUUGAGGCUUGCCUUUUGCUGCCCGGGCCGCAGCGACGACGAAGAGUGGACUCCGAUCGGUUCCCUCUAUCACAAGGACGAUCCCAUUGAUCGAAGGAUCGCAAGGGGUUACGUGGACUUUGUGUAUUCAACCAGACGUAACCGACUGCUUUGCGCGACCACGUGGGGCCACUUUGAGAGCUGGGAUCUUGUGGACCCUCACUCUCCUAAAAUGAACUGGGACAAGGUUGACCGUGAAAUGGACUGCGAUAAGGUGUACGAGGUGGCCGAAAAGGAGCCAAUCGACUUGUGGAAAUACAUUGUGUUCGCAGAGCGGUCGAACCGGAUUUUUCUCGUUCGGCGCUAUGCGGUCAUUCAUAUCAGGCCCGACGGUUCCUCUGUUGAGGAAUACGACGACAGUUUUCCGUACAAGACCGUUGAUUUUGAUGUCCAUGAGUUGGUUGUUGAGAAAGAGGGAGAGAGAGAUCAGCUGAGGUACAUGGACGGUACGUUGGAUGGUAUGGCGUUCUUCAUUGGGACGGGGCAUGGGUUCGUAAUUGAAGGAGACGACGAAUUGGUCAAGCAUAAUGUGGAGCCCGAUUCGAUCUAUUUCACCGACAUGGAUGCACUCUGUCCGACGCCUUGGAAUCGAGAUAUUACAACGUACGGUGGCCACGAUCUCGGCAUCUUUAAUUACCGAGACAAGAAAUUCUACCCGUGCUACUAUCCUUGUGAUAUCCAAAGCAUUCAGAGGAUUGAUCCGCCACCAUUGUGGUUCACUCCAUCCUCUUCCACCUAG